This is a messenger RNA of Eublepharis macularius, 906 nucleotides long. It is a transcript of the gene VMA22, whose product is annotated as coiled-coil domain containing 115. The record is from RefSeq and is a predicted model, not a curated record. Gene Ontology annotation, cellular component: extrinsic component of endoplasmic reticulum membrane. Gene Ontology annotation, biological process: vacuolar proton-transporting V-type ATPase complex assembly. The transcript is spliced from 6 exons. Lineage: Eukaryota; Metazoa; Chordata; Lepidosauria; Squamata; Eublepharidae. The coding region runs from base 152 to 787 and encodes 211 amino acids.
GAAAGAAAGAAAGAAAGAAAGAAAGAAAGAAAGAAAGAAAGAAAGAAAGAAAAGCUCUUCUUCAAGAUGGAAUUUUGUAGCAAAGAAACAAAGAGAGGGAGAGAAAAUAGUCAACAAUGCUGUUGGUUAUGAUGCAAAAAGCAAAACAAGUAUGGCUCCAGCGGAGGACAGGGGACCGACUGAAAUAUGCGAAGAGUUGGACCAGACGAUUCUUCACCUUUUUGAUGUUCUGGAGUUACUCCAAACCAAGAGGGAAUCUUUUAACAGCUUGGUGGAACAGGGCUGGUUCUCCCUCUCCAAGUCACGCUAUGCCAUGGGUAACAAGUGUGUCUCUGCUCUGCAAUAUGGCCAUCAGAUGAAACCGCUGGUGCGAGUCGACACGAGAAAGAAAGAAGAGGGUCAGGUGGAGUUUCACGUGGUCUCGGAAGGUGCAGACACUUCAAAGCCAAAGGUUGAAAAGACAGCCACUGUUGAAGAAAUCGGCCCCAGUGACCAAGUUCUACGUCGGCGAAAGGGUACAGGAAAAACAGACGCUCCAAUCCAGCCCGAAGAAGAAAUCUCUCAGCCUGCUGAGAAAUCAGGGAAACAAGACCCUCUAACUUGGUUUGGUAUCCUUGUGCCCCAGAGUCUGCGGCAGGCACAGAAGACCUUCCAAGAAGGAAUCCGCUUAACUGCGGAAAUUGCCUCAUUGCAAAGUGAAGUUGAGACGACUCGAAGACGGUACCGUGCCUUGCUGGAAGAAAAGCGACAGAUCUCAGCCAAAGAGAAUGUCCCCGAACAGCUAUAACUCCUCUCUGGGGCAGGGGGAGCUGGUGGCCUGUAUUUAUUGGUUCUGAUUUCUGGAAGCUUCCCAGGGGCUCCUUGGACUUUUCUUUUUAUCUGUACAUCAUGUUCUGAUUAAUAAAU